Molecule: messenger RNA, 562 nt
Organism: Talaromyces stipitatus ATCC 10500
Lineage: Eukaryota; Fungi; Ascomycota; Eurotiomycetes; Eurotiales; Trichocomaceae
Exons: 2
Coding region: 113-562 (149 amino acids)
Source: RefSeq, a predicted model, not a curated record
UAAUAUUAUCUUAUAUAUCCGCGGUUCUGCUAGUCACACAAAGGAGUUCAAGAAUCUAGCAGGAAGAAUAAUUGCACUUGACAAUCGUACCAGAUGGAAUAGCUGGUAUCAGAUGCUUCUUGUGGCUAAUCAAAACGCGGGAUCAAUUGAUACCUACGCAAAGAAUCAUUUUGCUACACUACAAGCAGACUAUCUCUCUCCAAAGGACUGGAAACAACUUCAUAUAAUUAAGUCCUUCCUUCAACCAUUUUACCGAGCAACAUUGGAGACUCAGGGGAAUCGUGCAACAAUUGACUGCGUCCUCUUUACUAUGGAUAUUCUAAUUCAGUACUUUGAAAAUUAUCUUUUGAAUUUUAUUGCCGACAAGGAGUUCUCCUUAAGGAUUCAAAAAGGAUGGGACACAUUUGAUAAAUACUAUAGCAAAAUAGAUGAAUCCCCUCUUUACGCAGCUGCUCGUAUUCUUCAUCUAAAUCGUCGUACAAAAUAUAUUUGUGCUAAUUGGAAAACAAAAUGGCAAAAGCCCAUGUUGAAGAAAGUGAGAGAUCUCUGGAUAUCUCACUAG